Molecule: messenger RNA, 189 nt
Organism: Ilex paraguariensis (yerba mate)
Lineage: Eukaryota; Viridiplantae; Streptophyta; Magnoliopsida; Aquifoliales; Aquifoliaceae
Source: the annotation of a GenBank genome assembly
AUGGCAGCUAUGAUGGUCACUACCGCCACCAGCUGCCGCCGGAGUAGCAGCAAGGUCACAAUCACUGCAUUGCUUCUUAUGUUUAUGUUGUUGACGGUGUCCGCGGUGCCGGACCGGGUCGGAAAAGUCAAUGUACACUCGAUCCUGGACUCUGCCAUUUCAAGGCCAUUCUUGAAAUGUAGCAACCAU